Messenger RNA from Epithele typhae, 789 nucleotides. RefSeq names its product alpha/beta-hydrolase. The record is from RefSeq and is a predicted model, not a curated record. Gene Ontology annotation, molecular function: hydrolase activity. Lineage: Eukaryota; Fungi; Basidiomycota; Agaricomycetes; Polyporales; Epitheliaceae. The coding region runs from base 1 to 789 and encodes 262 amino acids. The transcript has 6 exons.
AUGGCCGCCCCGCUCACCAAGCCGCUCGGCGCCUGCUGCUUCCGCACGAUCCCGCACUCGGGCACCGCGCGCGGCACCUGGGAGACCAUCGCCGGCGUCGAGACCUACGUCGCGCGCCCGUCUUCUGCGCCCGACGCCAAGGUGAUCCUGCACUUCUCGGACGCGUUCGGGGCCUCGGCCGUGAACUCGCAGCUCGCGAUGGACUACUGGGCCGACGCUGGCUUCACCGUGCUCGGGAUCGAGUACUUCGAGGGCGACACCGCGGGGAAGCACGUCGGCACGCCUGGGUGGGAUGGGAUGGCGUGGGCGACGGAGAAGCUGAGGCGCGCGAGGGAGGUCACCCCGCCGUGGAUUGACGCGGUGCGGGCGCGGUACGGUGCGGACGUCAAGUACUUUGCAGUGGGAUACUGCUUCGGGGGGUCGUUCAUCAUGGACAUGGUCGCCCAGGACUGGAUCACCGCCGGCGCGUUCGCGCACCCCGGCUUCCUCGACGAGGACCACUUCCGCAACGCGAAGAAACCGCUCCUGAUGUCCUGCCCCGAGGACGACUUCACGUUCCCGCUCGACCUCCGCCGGCGCGCCGAGGACACCCUCCUCGCGCGCCCCGCCGCGUCCGCGGCGCCAUACACGAUCCAGGUCUUCAGCGGCGCGUCGCACGGUUUCGCGACGCGCGCGGACCCCGCGAAGCGCACCGAACAGUGGGCGAAGGAGGAGGCCGCGCGGACCGUCGUUUCCUUCUUCGAUUUCUACGCGCAGCAGCCGUGGACGCCGCCCGCGCCGAGCGCAUGA